Argentina anserina (silverweed cinquefoil) is the source of this 3549-nucleotide messenger RNA. Its product is annotated as lysine-specific demethylase JMJ13. The transcript is spliced from 11 exons. Gene Ontology annotation, biological process: chromatin remodeling; regulation of gene expression. Gene Ontology annotation, molecular function: histone H3K4me/H3K4me2/H3K4me3 demethylase activity. NCBI's taxonomy places the organism in Eukaryota, Viridiplantae, Streptophyta, Magnoliopsida, Rosales, Rosaceae. The coding region runs from base 453 to 3050 and encodes 865 amino acids. The record is from RefSeq and is a predicted model, not a curated record. Gene Ontology annotation, cellular component: chromatin; nucleus.
CUUGGCACUUUUUCGGUUUCUUCGGCUUAUUCUCUCUCUCUCUCUUCUCUUUCACUAUUCAUAUCUCUCUUUCCUCUCUCUCUCUCUCUCUAUUCGCCGGAGAACUUCCUUUUCCUAGCCGGAAUCUCUUCCCCGGCGGAUAGCCGCAACGCCUCCUUCGCCUUGCGGCUCUCUUUACUAGGAGAGCCUCGUUCGUUGACUUGGUCAUUCAAGGCUUUGGAUCUCCGAGUUUCACGCCGUACGACGCCGUUUGCGACGUUUUCCGAGAAUGUGGGCUGCUGUGGACUCGCUCAAGGCCUCAGCUUGAUCGUCCGUGGUUGGAAUCGUGAUCUAGGGUUUGGUGAUUUGGAUUCAGUUUGUUUCUGUGGUUGGUGCGGCUUUUUCAAUCCUCUGUUCGGUGGUGGCUCCGGUGAACCAAGACGACGGCCUAUACAGAGAGUCUCCGGAAUGAGAUGGUGGAAGGUAGGGUUUGUUUGUCGAAAGAGGCUAAAAAUGGAGUUGAAUUCAUGAAGCGGAGAAGGCUUCAGCAUAUGAGGUCGGAAACUGUUCCUGAGCCUGUAAGUUUUGGUAAUCUGAUGGCCAGGAGUGGAGGGGAUGCUUUGAAAGGUUCUGCAGCCUGUGGUGUUACAAUACAUGGAGGUCCGCAUUCAGUUUCUCGGUCCAAAGGAGAUUCACAGGGGAAAGAUGUGUUUUCAAAGCCAAAGGUAGAUAAAUUUGGGUUAAAUGAUCUAGGCUGGACCGAGAAAAUUCCCGAGUGUCCUGUGUACUAUCCAGGAAAGGAGGAGUUUGAAGACCCUUUAGUUUACUUGCAGAAAAUAGCUCCAGAAGCUUCCAAAUAUGGUAUAUGCAAGAUCAUCUCACCUGUCAGUGCUACUACUCCUGCUGGGGUUGUAUUGAUGAGGGAAAAAGCAGGGUUUAGGUUCACGACUAGAGUACAACCUCUUCGCCUUGCUGAGUGGGACAAUGAUGACAAAGUCACUUUUUUCAUGAGUGGAAGAAACUAUACAUUCCGUGAUUUCGAAAAAAUGGCGAACAAGGUUUUUUCUAGUAGAUAUUGUAGCUUGGGGUCUCUUCCUCCUGCGUACUUGGAAAAAGAAUUCUGGAAAGAAAUUGGUUCUGGAAAGACAGAUAGUGUUGAUUAUGCGUGUGACGUAGACGGUAGUGCAUUUUCAUCUUCUCCCAACGAUCCACUUGGAAGUAGCAAAUGGAAUUUAAAGAAUCUAUCAAGGCUACCCAAGUCCAUUCUGCGUCUUCUGGAAAAUGCAAUUCCGGGGGUAACGGAUCCUAUGCUAUACAUUGGAAUGAUAUUUAGCAUGUUUGCUUGGCAUGUGGAAGAUCACUAUUUGUACAGUAUCAAUUAUCAUCAUUGUGGUGCAUCCAAAACCUGGUAUGGCAUUCCAGGUCAUGCUGCCCUGCAAUUCGAAAAUGUUGUCAAGGAACAUGUCUACACCCAUGAUAUUGUAUCAAGUGACGGAGAGGAUGGAGCUUUUGAUGUCUUAUUGGGAAAAACAACUCUGUUUCCUCCCAGCAUACUGCUGCAGCAUAAUGUACCUGUCUACAAGGCUGUCCAAAAGCCAGGAGAGUUUGUGGUUACUUUUCCUAGAGCUUAUCAUGCUGGAUUCAGUCAUGGUUUCAAUUGUGGAGAGGCAGUCAACUUUGCAAUAGGUGAUUGGUUCCCAUUAGGUGCUGUUGCUAGCCGGCGUUAUGCACUUCUUAAUAGGAUGCCUCUGCUUCCUCACGAAGAACUCCUGUGCAAAGAAGCCAUGCUUCUUCAUACUAGUUCAGAGCUUGAAGAUUCAGAUUAUUCUUCUGCGGACUUGGUCUCCCAUAAUCGCAUCAAGGUUUCUUUUGUGAAACUGAUGCGGUUCCAGCACCGUGCUCGCUGGAUUUUAAUGAAGUCUGGGGUAUGCACUGGUGUCUUUCCAAACACUUAUGGAACUGUUCUCUGCAGCGUCUGCAAGCGGGAUUGCUAUCUCGCCUACAUUAGUUGCAACUGCUAUAUGCAUCCUGUGUGCCUUCGCCAUGAUGUAAGGUCAUUGGACUUGUCAUGUCAGAGCAGUGCCACUCUCUUUGUAAGAGAGGAGAUGGUAGAAAUGGAAGCUGCAGCCAGUAAGUUUGAAGAAGAAGAGGAUGUGUUUAAGGAGAUUCAAGGUCAAGGUGAUAAUGGUGAUGACUUGUAUUCAUAUCCAUUGAAUUUGUCUCAGAUAGGUGAGGAGAAAGGAUACUCCCUUUACUGCAAUAUACAGUUUGAGUUAAACCCCGGACUCCCUGGUACCUCAGAACUUACUUGCACAACUGUGGAUCAGUCACAAGAGCCAGCUGCACCUGGUUUUCAUAGUGGAAAAUAUUCCAGUCCAGCAGUGUCAGAAGGUUCCAUUUCAUGUAUUGCAUCUACUCUUUGUUCUCUCUCAGACCCUCUUGAGGGUUCGCGUGCACCCAAUCAUGGAAAUGCCAACUCUAAGACGGUGACUCUAAGUUCCAAAAGGUCUGCAUACGACUCUUCUCAGUCCGCUCCGUCAUAUGAUGAAUGCUCAAGUGUACAUCCGGGAAACUCUAUUGCUUCAGCGGCUGGGCCUAUAGAUCAGGGCAGUGAUGAUUCAGAUUCAGAGAUUUUUAGGGUUAAGCGCCGUUCUUCAUUGAAGGUGGAAAAAAGAACUAUAACUGACGUCUCACCAUCAGAUAUUUCUGAGAACCAGCAGGGAUUCAAGCGACUAAAGAAACUGCAACCUCAUAGGUCAGUGCCAUUACAAAGCUGCAGCACUACAGAAUCAAGUACUAAGUUGGUUUCAACUACUAAUAACAAAGGGGCUCCAGAAAUUGCUUCAAGAGAUGACAGGUUUGCCAGAGGGAGUACCAUUCCCUUUUCCAUCAAGUUUAGGAAGUUGACCAAUGAAGAUUCUGUUAGGAGACAGCGAGAUCACCAUAGGACUGAUAUACGCCAGCUUGAGUUGGGAAGCAGCCACAGAGAACCUCCCCCAAUAGAGAUUGGGCCAAAGAGAUUUAAGGUCAAAGGCCCUUCUUUCUUAGCUUCGGAAAACAGGUUAAAUUGAAGGAAGUUAGAUCACAGUAGGAAGUGUCAACUAACUAGUUGGCCUAUAGAUCCUGACCUUUGCUAACUGCUUCAAUUUCUCUAAUGGGGUUCUAACUACACUGGAAAACGGGUAAAGGUAAAGAUUGAUUCUGGGAGCAGUGAGAAAAAAAUUAACCUAGGAUAAAAUUUAUAUUCUUUGUGCAUUUGCCUUAAAUUGGGGCAAUUUGCACUCUUGGUGAUUCUUGAGGUUCUCGAGCCGGGGUUUUUUUUCCAUCUUUGGCAGGAGAACCCUCCUUCCUGCAAAGCUUAAGAUUAAAAAGAGUAGAAAUUGGGUUAGUGGAUUCCAUGUAAAUUUGGUUGUUAGUCAAUUCUUGUGAGUGACGGUGGGUAUUCUCACUGAUCUUGCCUAAGGUAUUUGCUGCUUCCUUUAUAGGUUCUUUAUUCUUUGUGUAGCAAUGGGUUCAUGUGUACCACCACCUUGACUACAUGAGUGAAAUGCAGAGAAAUUUCUUCCAUCA